AGAGGACACACUCCGCUUUAUUGUUGAUUAACUUUUAAUCGCUCGGCGGGCCCUCUCCCCCCUGAAAGGGACAUCCUCGCUUUAAGAGCCACUGACUCCCCGGCCUCUGGGACCGAUGUCGUGCUGCUCAGGCCGCCGCCAGGCCCUGUGAUACUCUCUGGCUGUCCGCCUGUCUCCGGCUUGCAGCCUCAGGGGUUGGGGAGGUGGCGAAGUACAUCACUGACUGACCGCAGGCUCGGCCCCGGUCACAGGCCAAAUCGCCCCGCUGUGUGAGGGAUCUGCUACCGGGAGGUAAAGACCCGACCGGACAACAGCAGCAGUAGAAAUGAUGGAAGAAUUGCACAGUCUGGAUCCACGGCGACAGGAGCUACUGGAAGCCAGGUUCACUGGGAUGGGCGUCACCAAGAUGCCAGUAAAUGAAUCGUCCAAUCAGAGCUUGUGUAGCUUGGGAUCUCUGAGUGAUAAGGAAUCUGAGACACCCGAAAAGAAACAAAGUGAGCAGCGAGGGAGGAAACGAAAAGCGGAUCCGUACAAUGAGGCCAAUCAAGGCAAAGGCACUCCAAGGGGUCAUAAAAUUAGUGACUACUUUGAGUUUGCUGGCGGCAGUGUCACAGGCACAAGUCCAGGGCGGAGUGUACCUCCCGUAGCUCGUUCAUCCCCACAGCAUUCCUUAUCAUAUUCAUCACCUUCUGUUCAGCAUGGCAGUCCUUCGUCAGUGGGAUCGGCCAACACAGAACAUUCCUGUAGUUCACAAAAGAUCAUUAAUGUACAACACAAACAAUUACAGACAGACUUCACGCUGGAAAAACUAACUGCCCUGGAAAGCAGUAAAAAUUCUGACCUGGAGAAAAAGGAGGGAAGAAUUGACGAUUUACUAAGGACAAAUUGUGAUUUAAGAAGACAAAUAGAUGAACAACAGAAAAUGCUUGAAAGAUACAAAGAACGGUUAAAUAAAUGCGUGACGAUGAGUAAAAAGCUACUAAUAGAAAAGUCAAAACAGGAGAAGCUUGCCUGUCGAGACAAAAGUAUGCAGGACCGUCUGCGACUUGGGCACUUCACUACGGUGCGGCACGGAGCCUCGUUCACUGAGCAAUGGACAGAUGGCUACGCGUUUCAGAAUCUUAUUAAACAACAGGAGCGGAUAAACACCCAGCGAGAGGAGAUUGAGCGACAGAGGAAGCUGUUGGCAAAACGGAAACCAGCAGCAAUGUGUCAGAUACCACCUACAAAUAAUGAGCAAAAACAGAGGAAGAACAAAGCAAACGGAGCAGAAAACGAGACCUUGACUUUAGCAGAAUACCACGAACAGGAAGAAAUCUUCAAACUAAGAUUAGGACAUUUAAAGAAGGAGGAGGCAGAGAUACAAGCGGAACUAGAGAGGUUGGAACGAGUACGCAAUUUGCACAUAAGGGAACUGAAGAGGAUACACAAUGAAGAUAAUUCACAAUUUAAAGACCAUCCUACAUUAAAUGACAGGUAUUUGCUACUACACCUGUUGGGACGAGGAGGCUUCAGUGAAGUGUACAAGGCAUUCGAUCUACAAGAGCAGAGAUACGUAGCAGUAAAAAUUCACCAGUUAAAUAAAACCUGGCGGGAGGAAAAGAAAGAAAAUUACCACAAGCAUGCCUGCAGAGAGUAUAGAAUUCACAAGGAGUUGGAUCAUCCCAGGAUAGUCAGAUUGUAUGACUAUUUCUCAUUAGAUACGGACUCGUUUUGUACUGUGUUAGAAUAUUGUGAAGGCAAUGAUCUGGAUUUCUACCUGAAGCAGCACAAGCUGAUGUCGGAAAAGGAAGGGCGCUCCAUCAUCAUGCAAGUGGUCAAUGCUCUGAAAUAUCUGAAUGAGAUCAAGCCCCCUAUCAUUCACUAUGACCUUAAGCCAGGUAACAUUCUACUGGUGAACGGAACAGCUUGUGGAGAAAUAAAAAUCACAGACUUUGGGUUAUCUAAAAUCAUGGAUGAUGACAGCUACAAUUCAGUAGAUGGGAUGGAACUCACGUCACAGGGAGCAGGGACAUACUGGUAUUUGCCUCCUGAAUGUUUUGUCGUUGGGAAAGAGCCUCCUAAGAUUUCCAAUAAAGUCGACGUAUGGUCUGUGGGAGUUAUCUUUUAUCAAUGUCUCUAUGGACGCAAGCCAUUUGGUCAUAACCAGUCUCAACAGGACAUCCUUCAGGAAAACACAAUUCUGAAAGCUACAGAGGUGCAAUUCCCUCAGAAGCCAGUGAACAGUGCAGAAGCAAAGGCCUUUAUUCGUCGCUGUCUGGCAUAUCGUAAAGAGGACCGAAUAGAUGUUCAGCAACUUGCCAGUGACCCGUACUUGAUGCCUCAUAUUAGAAAAUCAGUAUCCAGCACCAGCCCAGGUGUGGUUGCAUCAACCUCUGGAUCAUCUAAUAACAACAGUUCAAACUGAGCACGUAGACGAUCCACUAAGAGGGUACAUACACAAAAGGAGUACAGAAUCUGUACUGGUAAUAUCCUGAUUUGUACCAGGUGUUUUCUCUGUGUCUGUCCAGCGUGGGGAAGAACGUCCUCACAGAUUCUCUAAAGCGAGAUGGACAGAGACUGCGAUGCUCCAAGCUGGAAGUAAGGAGGCGAUGGCAGAGGCUGUGAAUCAUGGACCAUGACUGAUGGCUGCUAAUGAAAAGGACAAUGAUCAGAAUCUGCAUCUUUCUCCCAUGUCCCUUGGCUGUUGCUCAGACACAGCCAUGAACUGAAAGUGGCUGUGUGCUGGAAGAGAGUAAACAAGAUGGGUGUUUGUUUUUAAAUGCUUCUAAGAUAUCUUCUACCUGCACCCCCCCCCCCCCCCCCCCCCAUCCCAAACGCACACAUGGGUGCGCACACGCGCGCACACACACAAAUCCGUGUGCGCACUCUUCCCUGCCAACCUGCAAAAUGAAUUGGUGACAUCUGUUCCACAUUGAGCACAAAUAUGGGGACUUGAUUGUUCCAAAGUUUGGAGUUGCCUGUCGGUGCUGGAGGCUAUUUUUGAGUCAGAUACACACACCGUCCUGCUAAUCUUUCUUAUAUAAAAAAAAUUGGACUUUUUCUGUUCCUCAUCCUUCCCACGCCACCACCCCAUGCUCCAUUUACUUUCUGACUGUUUCUCUGUUGCUUUUUCUUGCACUGUUCCUGCGGUACCUUAAUAUGUUGCUCACUUUCUGCUCAAGUGGAUGUAGAUUGAGACACAGACAACACUAAGGCUUUGAGGAACCUGCAACAGGAAAAGUACCUUGAAUUGACACAGACAUCUCUUUUAGCCUCUUUUUGUCUGUUUUUUUGCUUUCUCGUCAUUGAUUUUUUUUCGAUUUAUCUCUCUUGCUUCUGUUCCCCAAACCUGGCAAUUCACUUCUGCUUUGGCAGGCUCCUGCUUUCUGAAGGUGUAUUCUCAAUUCAGUUGGCAUUUCUAUGAGUGUAAUAAUAUUUGUGAUCCACUGUGGGUUUCCAUCUAAUUUUUUUAAAUUUUGAGUUAAAUAACUAAAGAUAUUCAUCUGGCAAAUUGCAGUGUCUGAUUUCCACGUAACUUGUUUUAUUUUCACUUUUCAGGAAUAAAUCUUUCAGGGUGGGAUGUUGUCUUCAUACACUAAUAGUUCAAGUUCAGAGAAAUGAACUAUGAUGGUUUGCGGUCUAGCUCAGAUGAGUAAAAUAUUGCUACCAUUUGGUGAUCUCACGUCCCUUUCCACAAGUGCAGGGACCAUGCAUUGUUGUGUAACCAAACAACCAGUUAACACCCUAAAUACUGAUCACAGACAAACCUACCUUGGGACAGGGUUUGGCCGCCGUCGGUCAGAUGUAUGAAAAGCACCCCACCCUUAGGAGAUACUUGAAUUUCUGGAUAAGCAGAAUACAGUUCUUGAACACUUUCUCAAAUAUAAUACCAAACAUUCCUUUUUACCUUGAGUUUGAGGGAAAAGUAGCAACAAAAAGUGUGGAGUUUUUUUUAAGGAGUAAAUUUCUUAUUGUAAUGGAGUAAAAUUUCGGUUAAAUGAGACAAUUUCAACUCAGCCUAAUAUCAGAGUCUUGCAGAACAGAAUGAGACCACUUAACCCAUCAUGCCUGUACUGCCCCAGUUUUGUUUUGUUUGUUUGGUUAGUUAAUCCAUUUGAGCAGCCUUGAAUGAAAUUAUCAUGUUUGUUUUCACUGAAGUAGAAUGAAGACUCCAUAUUUGCAAAAUACACUAUAUGCAUAUUGUUUUUCCUUUAUAUUGAGAGCCACUAUUGAUUUCUCAGUCAAGGUUAACUUCAUCUGAACAUUGAUGAUGCUCAUCCUUUUCUGGGGAGAAUAGUCUUGUUCCUAAAUUCUGACUAGGUGCAGUACACCAGAAAUCUUGGACAACAGUAACAAAUGGUGCACUGGCGUCCAAAGUGGAUUUGCUUAGAUUUGAGAGGGAGGGUGCUGCGCUCUUAAUCGCAUCAGUUUUCUCCCUCACUCUGCCUUCCCAUUUGAUUCCUUUAUCUUUCAUUUUCCGUCUGUAACAUUAUCCUGUUCCUACUUUGAAUGAGUAUGACCUUUCUCAGUGGGUCUCACUGCAUCACUGUUGCUUAUCCACCUCCAGAAUUUUUAUCAGCAAGUUUCUUGAGGUCACAGACUAGCCCCUAAUGAGAUAUGUAAGUUUCAGCCAAUGUCCUUGCACACAGUACACCUUUGUUACCUGGAAUCAAUCUAUUAACCCUCAUUCCAAACCAGAGAAUGUUUAAGGAUCCUCCUUUUAUUAAUAGGGAGCAAAUACGUCUUUAUUUUCACAUUGAGUAUUUUGAUCUUAACUUUUCACAGUGGUAAGAUAAUGUGUGACGAAUUAACUUUCCCUCUGGUUUCGCAUAGAAUUCAAAUCCAAGCCUGUUCAGACAAGGAUAUUGCUACACUACAAAACUAGAGUGCAGCUUUGUGUGGUGAAUUCUGAUGGAGCAUUGAGAAAAUUAGAUGGUGAAAUUGCUUAUUGUGGAAUGUACUACUUGGGUUGGGUACAAGGGAAUUGUAAUUUCACAAAACUUCGUGCAAGUUUACCCAGUAACUUGUAACCUGCUUGAAGGGAUUUUGCUACAAAUCCUGCUAGUCAAUGUUAGUCAACAAAAGCUAGGCAGAAUCUCAAGGUUACAAAUUAUUUAACUUUGGAAUUGUUGCUAAAUGUUGCAGUGGCCUGGCUUGAUGGCAUUUGGUUCCAAAAAGUGAAGGUCCGCAUAAUUGACUGUAUUGAAGCUUUCUAUUGAAGUCUUAAGCUCCCAUAUCUGACUUGGAUCCUCUCAAGAUUAAGGCAUUGCCUGGAGUGGCAUCUACAGAAGCUCUUCCUUAUUGAAAUAUGGAAAAAGUGACUACUUAAGACAAUAAGUUAUUAAUUUGCUUAAAUAAAUUAGAUUUGUUCCUCCCUCAAAUUAAACUGAAGUUUCCGAGUUUGUAGACAGCUACAGAAUCGUUAUGCCAUUGUUAUUGAAGGUAAGGGAACUUUGAGGAUAUAUGGUUAUUGCCAUCUGGUUUUGUUCAGAAGUUACAUUGGUUCUGCAUGCAAAGUAAAUGUUCAUGUCCACGUUUAGAGGGUGCAGGAAUAAAGUAAAACAGCAAACCAGUCUGGUUGAUCAUUAACACUAAUGUUGGUCUAGAUUUAGUGGCACUGUCUGUGCAGAACAUUUUUAAUAAGUCUCUAAUUGAGGUAGAAUCAUCCACACUGCUACUAAUAUACAAUAGCCAGGCUGCAUUCUCUAGCUGUCCUCUAAAACAUCAUUAAGGACUAACAACACUGGACUAGUCAAAUGUCUUUUCUGUUUUUUUUUAAAUUAGGUUCAACUUUUAUAUUGAUUUUAUUAAAGGACUAAGGCAAAAUAUUGCACAAUUCAUCUCCAGUAAAAUGCAGUUUGGCAGUCUGUGGUAAUCACAUUUGGUUGGCUUGUGAAAUAAGUCGUGUUUCGUUUUCUUAGAAAAUCAUUAUCUGAAAUUAUAGGUCCUAUGCAGACAUCCUAGGGGGAGCGGCUCAGAUAGAGGUACAUAGUCUAGUUCCUGGUGACUUGCAACCAGAGGGUGCAACUUUCAAAGGCACUUCUGCCUAGUUAUUUAGGAUUGGUGCUUGUAUUCUUGAUAACAAAGCCUUUCUAAGAAGAAGUAAUUUUGACUGUAGCUCUUAGUAUUGCUCCCAAAUUUCUGGGAUCGUACUUUUGUUUCUCUUGAGUCUGAAAUGAUGGUGGAUUGUGGAAGGAAGGAAGAUCAUAGUAAAAUUGAGGUAGACUGACUUUUGUCCAAAGCCGAACACAAACUGGAAACUUUGCAUUCUCUGGUCAUAAUCUACUUGGAGAACUUGUUCACAUAAUCAUUAAUCUAGUUGUCACUGUGAGCAGCAGGCAUUAUCAUUCUGAAGCAAACAUUCUCCCAGAAAUAGAAAUCUACAAUCAAAACAAGAACAUUGUCUCGGAAUAAAUCUUAAUAUCAGCAGAGCAAGAUUAAAUUAUGUUUUUGGCCCAGAAAAUGUUAAUCCAUCACAUCAGAUAGAUGGUAUGAACAGCAGAAAUGGAUCCCUGGAAAAUGUCUAAAAAUAAGGUUUGUGCACAUCCCUUUUCAGUGGGUCAACACAACUCUUUUGCACAGUUGGUCAGUCUAUGUGUGAGAGAUCAGAUUUUAUUAUUUCUCCAGGAGAGUGAGAAUACAGUCAUGUUCUGAAAACCUGUUUGCUUAGGGUCACCCUGUUUUCACUUAAAGAUCUGGAUUGUUUUGUUUUCCCCAUCACCAACUCACCCAUCUAUUUAACAUUCAUUUCACCUUUCAAUAUUUAGGCAUGUGCAGCUAAUGGAAGGUGAUGUUUUGCACAUUAUUGAUCAGCCGUUAAAAGAUGUGGUGCAAAUAUGUGUUGCCAACUAAUUCCUCACAAAAGUUACUCUUGUACCUUUUUCUAAUAAUUUUAAAUAUUUUAAAUACUGGAGCUGCUUUUCUUCGGGGAGGAGACCUUGGUGCUUACAGACAAAUCAUUCUGUUUGCUCCUGUUCCAAUAAAUAUCCAACAGAGUUAAAGAUGUUCUUAGAGUUCAUAGGUUAUUAUGGUGGAUUUCAUGAGAACUUGAUAAGUCUUUUUAGCAGAUUGGAAAGUUAAUCCAUUUAACACUGAUUGUAAUACCCUGCAGAAGUUCCAUCACACAAGGUUGAAAAAGUACAAGAUUUUCUUAGUGGGUUUAGUCAGUCCCCACUAUAUUGGGUUGGAUCAUAUAUAAUCAUUUUAUUUUCUGGAAACUAUUUUCAGAUGAGGAUUAAAGUAACUCUGAUUUUAUUAAAACAAAUUGGUGUCAAAUUUUUGGAUCCCAGUUUUUAAAUGCAUACUGCUUUAUGGAAAACACCCACGUUUUGUUUGUUCCAUCUAUCACUUCUUUUCGGUUUGAAAUUUUAUGUUCUCCAGUUCAUUCAUGCCUGGCGAAUAAUCUUGGAGUAACUCCUUCUCCUCCUCCUCCUCUUCAUCCUCAUGUUAUUUUCCCUUUCCUACCCCAAUUUACCCACAGAUCCCCAAAGGUGCAACCCACAGCUAAAUCCUUCUGCAGUCCCCUUAUGGCUGAAUGUCAUUCAGCACUUACACAUGUGCAGAAACUUUGGUUUUUGAGUGUUCCUUUCAGUUUAUUUCAUUGCAGCUAGUUUAAACACUGUGAAUAAUUCCUGGUUUGAUAAGCUUUCAGACCAGUUUAUUUCUCCCUGUGGUUCCUCUUUCCAACUAUUCUGUUUUUUUUUAAAUGAAAUUUGUACAAAUGCCUCUAUUUAACUGUAUACUGUAGUGGUAUGAUGACGAUUCUGAUUUCAACUACAUGAGCCUCUCCUAGACUACAGCUUUACUUUUAAUGUACAAAAGAUAAACAAAAUGAAGGGGUGAGUUUAAACCGGUACGGAUAUUUUCUUUUGAAUCAAAAGGAAGGUACCAUGGAGCCCCUGUGAGUAUGUGUCACUGUGAAAUACAUGCUUGGUUAAUGACCCAGUCUGUGGAUGAGGGUUGCUGUGUAUAUUUCAAUAAAUUGUAUUGCUUUGACUGUGCGGAUUCCAAACCGUUAGAUGUCCAUUGAUAGCUGCUGCAGUGUAGAAAUUGUUUCUUUUAUUCAUCUGCUAAUAAAUUGAAACUUAUAACAUUUUUU
Molecule: messenger RNA, 8080 nt
Organism: Rhincodon typus (whale shark)
Lineage: Eukaryota; Metazoa; Chordata; Chondrichthyes; Orectolobiformes; Rhincodontidae
Gene: tlk2
Product: tousled-like kinase 2
Exons: 21
Coding region: 326-2407 (693 amino acids)
Biological process (GO): chromosome segregation; peptidyl-serine phosphorylation; intracellular signal transduction
Cellular component (GO): nucleus
Molecular function (GO): ATP binding; protein serine/threonine kinase activity
Source: RefSeq, a predicted model, not a curated record